AUGGAAAAAGUUGUAGGUAUGAAAAAAUAUUACAAAUCUAGGGGUUAUUCGGGAGGGAUAAAGGAGAACGUAGGGGAGAUUUGGGACAAUAGAGAGAACGUAGGGGAGAUUUGGGGUAAUAGAGAGAACGUAGGGGAGAUUUGGGGUAAUAUAGAGAACGUAGGGGAGAUUUGGGGUAAUAGAGAGAACGUAGGGGAGAUUUGGGGUAAUAUAGAGAACGUAGGGGAGAUUUGGGGUAAUAUAGAGAACGUAGGGGAGAUUUGGGGUAAUAUAGAGAACGUAGAGGAGAUUUGGGGUAAUAGAGAGAACGUAGGGGAGAUUUGGGGUAAUAUAGAGAACGUAGAGGAGAUUUGGGGUAAUAGAGAGAACGUAGGGGAGAUUUGGGGUAAUAUAGAGAACGUAGGGGAGAUUUGGGACAAUAGAGAGAACGUAGGGGAGAUUUGGGGUAAUAGAGAGAACGUAGGGGAGAUUUGGGGUAAUAUAGAGAACGUAGGGGAGAUUUGGGGUAAUAGAGAGAACGUAGGGGAGAUUUGGGGUAAUAUAGAGAACGUAGGGGAGAUUUGGGGUAAUAUAGAGAACGUAGGGGAGAUUUGGGGUAAUAUAGAGAACGUAGAGGAGAUUUGGGGUAAUAGAGAGAACGUAGGGGAGAUUUGGGGUAAUAUAGAGAACGUAGAGGAGAUUUGGGGUAAUAGAGAGAACGUAGGGGAGAUUUGGGGUAAUAUAGAGAACGUAGGGGAGAUUUGGGGUAAUAUAGAGAACGUAGGGGAGAUUUGGGGUAAUAUAGAGAACGUAGGGGAGAUUUGGGGUAAUAGAGAGAACGUAGGGGAGAUUUGGGACAAUAGAGAGAACGUAGGGGAGAUUUGGGGUAAUAUAGAGAACGUAGAGGAGAUUUGGGGUAAUAGAGAGAACGUAGGGGAGAUUUGGGGUAAUAUAGAGAACGUAGAGGAGAUUUGGGGUAAUAGAGAGAACGUAGGGGAGAUUUGGGGUAAUAUAGAGAACGUAGGGGAGAUUUGGGGUAAAAGAGAGAACGUAGGGGAGAUUUGGGGUAAUAGAGAGAACGUAAGGGAGAUUUGGGAGAACGUAGGGGAGAUUUGGGACAAUAGAGAGAACGUAGGGGAGAUUUGGGGUAAUAUAGAGAACGUAGAGGAGAUUUGGUGUAAUAGAGAGAACGUAGGGGAGAUUUGGGGUAAUAUAGAGAACGUAGGGGAGAUUUGGGGUAAAAGAGAGAACGUAGGGGAGAUUUGGGGUAAUAGAGAGAACGUAGGGGAGAUUUGGGGUAAUAGAGAGAACGUAAGGGAGAUUUGGGAGAACGUAGGGGAGAUUUGGGACAAUAGAGAGAACGUAGGGGAGAUUUGGGGUAAUAUAGAGAACGUAGAGGAGAUUUGGUGUAAUAGAGAGAACGUAGGGGAGAUUUGGGGUAAUAUAGAGAACGUAGGGGAGAUUUGGUGUAAUAGAGAGAACGUAGGGGAGAUUUGGGGUAAUAUAGAGAACGUAGGGGAGAUUUGGGGUAAUAUAGAGAACGUAGGGGAGAUUUGGGGUAAUAUAGAGAACGUAGGGGAGAUUUGGAACAAUAUAGAGAGAACGUAG
Molecule: messenger RNA, 1587 nt
Organism: Diorhabda sublineata
Lineage: Eukaryota; Metazoa; Arthropoda; Insecta; Coleoptera; Chrysomelidae
Exons: 5
Coding region: 1-1587 (528 amino acids)
Source: RefSeq, a predicted model, not a curated record